AUGUGCCGAAAAGUUACCCACAAGUUCGAAUGUGGUCACAACAAUGGUCCUAGUGUUAUGAAUCCUGACAACCCCGCAGACUGCCCGGAAGCAGUAAAGGCCAACCGUCGACAUAAGAAGACGAACAGACUUCUCCAAUGCAAAAGUCCCCCGACGUCUGUUGUCAACACUGGCGGUUACUGUCAGAAGCCAAAUUGCUUUGUAUGGUAUCUCCAAGAGUUCGGCUGGUCUUGCUGCGCAUGUAAACGGCAGAAUGAAGGAGGCUCCUGGGAAGUGUGCCACUGCUCGCACACUAUUUGCAAAGGUUGCUCAUCAGUAAUCAACCAAGAGCAAAACAGGCACCCGCAGGGACAUGGCAACUGCUACCAACAGCAGGGGUAUAGUUCGGAGUAUGAGAGCUUCUCCCAACUGGGGUACAACCAGGAUGCAUAUGAUCAAGGGGGAUAUGGUCAAGAGCGAUACGGCCAGGCAAAUGAGGGUCAUGAUUAAAUCAGUGCAGCUCAGUACUGGUCGGGUAUCUGAUAUGCGGUCUUGGACUAAACAAGCUAUCUAACAAUCCUAU
Molecule: messenger RNA, 562 nt
Organism: Pyricularia grisea
Lineage: Eukaryota; Fungi; Ascomycota; Sordariomycetes; Magnaporthales; Pyriculariaceae
Exons: 2
Coding region: 1-489 (162 amino acids)
Source: RefSeq, a predicted model, not a curated record